AUGGCUGUAUUGCAGGUAAAUUUUAACGAACCCCUCUCCUUCUUACAACGGGUGACGGAGGAUCUGACGUACUCCAAAUGCAUUGACCAGGCUGCUCAGGUUUCUGAGACUAACGCGGUUGAGCGAAUGGCAUGGAUCGCCGCCUUUUCGGUCUCCUGCUACGCAACCACAGCCUUUAGAUUGAGCAAACCGUUUAACCCUCUGCUUGGUGAGACGUACGAGUGCGACCGCACCGAUGACUACGGCUGGCGAAGUUUUGCUGAACAGGUGGGUUGGGCAUUCUUUCGCAGUCCCCACUACUCUAGUCCAGUUUCGUUCGGUGGGGGGAGGGGGGAGGUGGGAGGGGGCUACCUCGAGCGGAACAAGGAAGCCUCGUCCACGCAGGUGCUUGCGCCCAAGUGCCUGACCUCCUCCACUGUCGAAUUGGGACUGUUGGCUUAUUUGGGUUCCAUCACGACGGCGUACUCGGUCAGUCACCAUCCACCGGUCGUCGCCCACUACUGUGAAUCCUCGCGUUAUGGAUGGAAAUUCUGGCAGGAGUUCACGGUAAACAGCAAAUUUCGUGGCAAAUACCUUUCACUUAUUCCAAAAGGUUCCACUCACCUAGUCUUCAAGGACGGCCAGCACUACACUUGGUCGAAGGUGACAAUCACUGUGCACAAUAUCAUUGUCGGACGUUUGUGGGCUGAAAUUCAUGGAGAGACCACGAUCAAGAACCACACAACCAACCACACCUGCCAAAUGCACUACGAGGCGCACUCGUACUUCUCUCGCGAGGCCGAUCGAGGUGUAGCGGAUACCCCUCCCCCUCCUCCUGCUCUGCGACUGCUGCGUUCGUCGCCAGAAUCACCCUAUCGACCCGGAGGUCGGGAGAUGCAGAUCCCGUCGUCGCAGAACACCUCGAAUAUGCUGGUAACCGGCUGCAUAUACGAUCCAUCGGGAAAGUUGGUUUAUAAGGUGAGUGGCACGUGGGACUCGCAAGUCGAGGGCUGUGCCGUCUCCCCGGACGGCCAACCGACAGGUUCUCCCACCACGCUCCUCGUUCUCGAACCUCCUCCGGCCAAUGCUGAGUCGGCAACGAGUGACUUAUCGAGUAAUUUAUGCGCUGUUGGUCCGCCUACCUCUUCGCUACGUUUAUUCGUUCCUUCUGGUAAUGAUACGAUCAACACUGAAACACAAAUGUACAAUUUUAACCAAUUCGCAAUGGAGUUGAAUGAGUUGGAACCUGGCGUAGCUCCUACAGACUCUCGUCUUCGUCCGGAUCAGCGCUUGAUGGAACUUGGUCGGUGGGACGAAGCCAAUGUCGAAAAGGAGCGUCUUGAAGUGAAGCAGCGCCGCAAACGCAAAGCUUGGGAUCUUUUCGAGGCUGGAAAGGAGCCCAUCAACCCCGAAUUCGGACCACCCUACACUCCUGUUUGGUUUUCACCGAUUCAUGACGAAUACACUGACGAAGACUGCCACGAGUUCAACGGCACCUACUGGGCAGCAAAGGCGAAGCAAGACUGGUCAAAGUGUCCUGACAUCUUCUAG
Mesocestoides corti is the source of this 1530-nucleotide messenger RNA. The record is from the annotation of a GenBank genome assembly. NCBI's taxonomy places the organism in Eukaryota, Metazoa, Platyhelminthes, Cestoda, Cyclophyllidea, Mesocestoididae.